Atta colombica is the source of this 3180-nucleotide messenger RNA. Its product is annotated as HIRA-interacting protein 3-like. The record is from RefSeq and is a predicted model, not a curated record. The coding region runs from base 387 to 2003 and encodes 538 amino acids. The transcript is spliced from 5 exons. Gene Ontology annotation, cellular component: nucleus. NCBI's taxonomy places the organism in Eukaryota, Metazoa, Arthropoda, Insecta, Hymenoptera, Formicidae.
CUUACAUGAUCACUUAUAUGACAUUAGAUUUUAUGAUUAAUGUGUUAAUAUCUGUGCGGUGAAGUUGCAAUACACAUAGAAUUUAGAAUUAUCGACAUUUCGCCGCACGAGGUGUCAUGUGUAAUUUGUAGGACAGAAAUCGACAAUUGGAUCAUUUGUACAACUGCAAAAACUUGAAAUUCUCUUUCCACACCAUUGAUUGUGAACGAGAAACAAUUUUUCCAAUCAACUCGGAACGUCAUUCGAUGUGCACAAUUAAAAAAAAGAUCAAUCCAUACAUACAUCGUUGAAACAUAUCCUUGAUACAUUUCGUCAUUGAAAAAUAAAUAAUGCUCAGUAUGAAAUAAAAUUUCUUCUUAUCAAAUUAAAAUAUUAUUGUUAUUAAAAUGAUAGAAUCUGAUCACAGUGAAAUUGAGGCAGAAGAUAUGGAUAGACUACAACUAUCGUCUACUUCUGUAGAUGAUAGUUCAAAAAAAAGGCCAAGAGAUUCUGAAGAUGAAAUAGAUUUAUCUAAAAAACGCCAAUGCUUAUUUAAUGAACAGUCGGAAGAAAUAUUAGAGAGCGAGAACUCUGAAAUUAUUUCAGAAAAAAAUAAUAUAGAGAGAUGCUAUGUGAAAGUGGAAAAAUAUAAAUUGUAUCAAGAAAAUCAGCAAAGUGUACAAGAGAUAUCUCUAUCUGAAUCAGACACGGAUGGGAAGAAAAAGGAGAAACAAGGAGAUAAUUUGAAGCAAAAAAAUGAAAGAAAAACUGAGAAUAAUAUUACUUUAAACAAAAAUUCUGGAGAAAUAAGUAUUAAGGAGGAAAUUGUGGAAAACAUGGAUAAUUCAUUUCAAAAGUCUAUUACAAAUGCAAGUAUGAUAUCUAUUCCUGAAAACAAGAAAGAAAGAACAGGAGAUGAGAUUAAAGAAGAAAAUGGUAAAACAAUGACUAGAGAAGAAAAUAACAAGGAGGAUGAAAUGAAAAAACGACAUAUCGCUAAGAAAUGUACUAUCGAUACAGAAGUGGUAGAUGGACUGGAGCUUUUCGUGGAAUGUGCGAGUGACAGGGAAGAAUCUAGUUCUGAGAGUGAAGAUGAAAAAGAUGUGAAACCACGACCGAAGACAAUAAUCGUGAAUGCAGAGCCAAAUGAGUCAGAAUUAGAUUGUUCAUCAGAAGAAGAAAAGCCUGAUUUGCAACAGAUCGCUGAUACAUUGAAGAUCAAAUCGGAAAAAAGCAGGGAAAAAGCAGCGAAGAAAAAAGGUUCGCGAACAAGUUUUAGUAAAUUGAAGAUUUCUGAAUCAGAGGACAGUCAGAAUAGCAAUUCAGACGAGGAUUAUAGUCCACGGACGAAAAAGAAAACGACAAAAUCUCCAGCUACGAGAAAAUCGAUAACUGACAAACAUCGCUCGGUCGAAUCAAAAAAAAAACGAGGUAUAAGAAGUUCUCAUCCAAAAAAUACCGAAUGUCUAAUGUCCGACGAUGAGGAUAUGACUGCAGCAGAGAAAGCUAAUAAAACAACUGAAAUUAAGAAUGGACUGCAAGAAGAAUUAUCGAACACAGAAUCGUCCAAUAAAGAUGAUGAAAGUGAUAAUAAUUCCAGAAAAGAAGAGAGAUUUGUGAAAAGUGGAAAGGGAAGCCGUAGUAAUGAUAAAGUAAAUAAACAGAUACAGAAAUUGAAGAAAUAUUUAAAGAUUGCUGGUGUGAAAGUUCAAUCGUACAAUCGCAUUUGGGCCGAUUGUAGGAAUAAUGCUGCAAAAGUUAAUCGUCUGAAGGAAUUAUUAAAGAAAAACGGUGUUAGUGGUAAACCAUCGUUGGAAAAAUGUAAACGUGUGAGAGAAGAGAAUGAAAAGAUAAAGGAGGUAUCUGAAUUGGAUAUGUCGAACAUUAUAUCUGAAGGACGAAUUACGCGCGCACGAAGAAAUAUGGAUACUGUUAAAAAGAUACUUUCAAACACAUCAUCACGAUAUCGAGAACAUAACACUUUUAGGCGUAUUCAAACUGUUGUUGAUAGUGAUUCGGAAUAGAGGACAUAACAUACUCUCAUGAUCCAUAAAUAUUGAAUAUAAUUAUAAUAUAAAUAAUUUAACGGCGAAUUCGGCACACAUGCACUGACUUCGCUCUAGUGCUGCUCUAACAUGUUCUGCGAGUGCAGAACUACUUUAAUGCUAUGCCAAAUUGCACUGUCAGAAAUGUCGAUGCAACAUUUUUUAAACUCGUUCAGUUCAUUCAAUUGGCCUAAAUAUAAAUUCAGCAUUACACAGUUUCCAUUUGCCGAUUACGAUAAUGUUAACGCAUUGAAACAGUGUGCAUAAACCGAAUGCGUGGCACUGAAAAAGUUCGCACUCGGUGUGCACUAGUACGGUCUGCCGAAUUCGCUAUAAGGUCGGAAUCAGACUAUGUAUUGAAGAUUGAGAUUAAAGAUUAAAGAUUGAAAUUUCACCAAUGAAGACAAAGAAAUUUUGGCUUCUUUUGUUCUGAUCCAAACUUCAAUCUUUCAUUCUUCAAUACGUAAUCUGAUUCCGGCCUAAGUAUUUAAACAUCAGAGAACAAGUGCCAAUCAUGUUAUGUCGCGCGCGCGCGCGCGCGCGCGCGCGCGUGUGUGUGUGUGUGUGUGUGUGUGUGUGUACACAUGAACGCUGUCCUGUAGACAUCUAUGUCCACAUCUAUGUAGACUGUUUUGUGUUUUUAAAUUUUCAUAUAUCAUAUUCGUUAUCAUGUUUCUCUCAUUAUAGUGUGCAGUUAUCGAUCAAUUAUUAUAUAUAGUAAUUUUCAUGUACCGCGUGUGACAUCAACAACAUUGGUCAGAAAUGUCAUUAUAUCGAGCUACCUUCUCUAGCAGCCACUACAUUUAUCAGUACAUUUCUUCUCCAACAAGCAUUACAUUUAUAAAUAAAAUGCAAUCCAUCAACGCGCUCCUCACGCGCAUCUACGUGCCUAGAAAAGAUAAUGUGACAGGACUGAGUGAACACGCGAUAUUUUGAUAUGUGAAAAUACGGAGACAAAUUUUUAUUUUCAUUGUAUUGACUUAUUCCCUACUUAUAGAUAAGUUGCUGAUAGCUUGUAUACGAAGAAGGUGAUUUUGGAAUUUGUAUAACACUGGAAUUUGUAUAACCUAUUUGGUACGAAUAAUGAUAAUUGUGUACAUAAAGAAAAAUACUAAACGUAAAAACAAGAAAUUCUAUCAGAUUUAUACUACCAAAU